This is a messenger RNA of Durusdinium trenchii, 2715 nucleotides long. NCBI's taxonomy places the organism in Eukaryota, Dinophyceae, Suessiales, Symbiodiniaceae. The record is from the annotation of a GenBank genome assembly.
CCCCGUUGGACGUUCCGAACGCACUGGCCUCGCGGGCCUCGGUUCCACCAUGGAGACCGAGCUGCCCUGGGUGGCGGCGGCCUCGGCGGUGUGCGCGUCGCCCAGUCGUGGCACGCCGCGGUGGUCGGAAGGCACGUUGCUGUCCUUCUUGACGGACGAGGAAUGCUAUGUGAUCGACAUGCAGGCAGCUUUGGAGAAGACCGGCGAGGCUUGGCUGGUGAGGAAGUUCAAACACGGUGAGAAAGAGAAGGAGAAGUCGAUCACGCCCUCCAAGCGCCUGCGGGAGGAGAGGUCUUCCUCGGCUCCCUUCGAGGCCCAGAGGAAGUGCUGCUCGAUGUCGUGGUCUCCGGCGGGAUGUUCGCCUCAAGCAUCGUUUCUGCUGGCCGUGGGCGAUUCGAGUGGCCACGUGACGGUCUAUGCUCCCUGCGAUGAGGCGCAUGAGCCUGUAGAGCUCCAAGAGUUGCAGAGAAGAGUCACUGACUCCAAUGGGGUGGUGGAGGUGUGCUUCGCACCCACACCAGUCUUGAUCGAGUCUGAAGGACGCACAGGGAAAGACGAGCGCAAAGACGAGCGGAAGAUAGGAAAGGCAGGAACAGUUCGGCCAAGUGGAAAACGAUUCUCUGCUGUGUUAUGUGCCAGCAAAGGGCCUCAUGUGGUGAUUUGGCACUGCCUCCCAAGUGGAACUUGUCAGCUGGUGAAGUCUAUCUCAUUGGAUUCUGAGGUCAUUACUGCUUUGACUGUAUCAAGAAGCUUUGGAGCACAACCGCAGACUCUCAAGUCUAUGCUUGUUUUGGGUACCAAGCUUGGACGUCUUCACUUCAAGCAGCUACACCUUUCAACGAAAGAUCACAAGGACCGUGAGGUUCGGAUCUCACCGAUCUCAACUUCCGACUUGGAAACUGCGGACCGCUGUGUGACAGAGGUGAAGGUCUUCUGUGACGCUGAUGGUGAUUCGACUGAUUUGCUGGUGGCGAUUGCCCAUGGCGUCCAGCUCUCCUGUGCCGUGCUUCGCAUCUCAGACGAUGGACACCUGGAGACCUCACGCUCGCGACGCGAAAAGAGCACCCGCCACGAAGAAGAGCACGUCUCCUGGCUGAUGGCCUCGACACCUUGCCACGGACUCCCAAUUGUUUCUUUGCUUUGUGACACCACCGGCGUUUUGGCGGCGUCCGAUCCUAUGUUGGGCUCCUCCUUCGUGAGCCGCGCCAACGUGCUCACCUUGGACUCAUCGGGCUAUGCAGUCAUUUGGCAGCUGGAGGAAGCUGAGGCACAAGAGGGCUCAUGCCGUGGUCUUUUCCUGAGACCGAGCAGGUUUUGCAGCUUGGUGGCAAAGAGCAUGCAGAACUAUCUCACUGCUGCGGAGCAAGCAGCGAUCUGUAUGGAAACUCGGAUGGUGAGAACGGCUGCUCGUGAGCGAGAACUUUUGCAGGAUAAGAAGCUGUUCAGUGGUUUCGCCUUGUCACCCAGCCAUUGCAUGCUCGUCACUCAAACAGUUCUUCCUUCCACCCGCACGACACAGAUCCGUCCGGUGACCUUUCUUCUUGCCAGCUCUUUGGGAAGCCCAGCCCAUGCCUUCACUGCACUGCUUCGGAACGUGGGCGACUCGUUGUAUCGAAGAAGGUGCCGCCGGGAGAGCGUCUCGACCGGAAGGGCCGCGCGGAGACCGUCUCGACCGGAAGGAAUGGAACAGACUCAGAGUGAAACAUGUGACAACGGUGAUCACAUCCACCAUAGACGGCGGAAGGCGGCUGGCGGAAGCUCUUAUCCUUUGUAUCUAAGCCUUUGGGAUGUGAGUGAAGCUUGGCGCAGCAUGGUCUUCGGUGCUGGCAAGUCGCUUGGUGCCAUGUGUCGAGCUAGCUGGGACGAGAAGAAGCCCUGUGAAGGUUCUGAACUACCGAACGGACUCUUGGAAUCCAUUCUGCAGUGGCUUUGGGAACUGCAAGAAGGCCUCCAAGGCGCCUUUCAACACAUCUCCGAUUCGGCGGCUUCCAGUGCCACAGGUAGUGCCGCUGGCUGUAAGGUGUCCUUGCUACUGCGCCACACGGCCGCACAGCAAGUCACCUUCACCUUGAGCAGUCCCAAGAGCUUCACCGAACGCUGGGCGUCUGAAGCUUCGCCCCGGCGUAGGCAUUUCCUCGCGCAGAUCCGGCACGAGCUGAAUGAGUUGGCUUUGAAGACUUGGACCAGUGACACAGAGCUAAACGCGGCAAAAGGAGGACAGAGCAGUUUUGCAGGUGUAGAAGAGGAUGAGCUGGCAAUGUGUCAAGUUUGCAAUGCUUUGCUGGAGUUGGGCCACAAAGCCACCAGAGAUCUUCGUAGGAAAUACCUCCUGGCGGAACUUCCUCCCAAAAACCCAGUCGUUCGAGCGGCCGCGUGUGCAUACUGGCGACAGCGUGCCAAGGCCUUACCAGGCAGUGUGGUCAGAUCUGCCGUGCUGGACUGCUUGGCCAAAGUGGAAGAUUCGUUGAAGGAAGCUGAGCUAGAAAGCACCAGCUGUGGCAGCUGUCGGCUAUGUGGAGAACCUGCUGUAAUCGAUCCCAGUUUCAUGCAAGUCUCUUGUGGGAGCCAUGUGCUCCCGCUAUGUCAGCAGCAGCUCCUUCCCUUGCUCACAGAACCGCAUAUUCUAUGCCAUUUUUGUGGUCGUUGCACGUCCAAUGGGUCAGAGUGUCAAGUUCUAGGAGUAUGUGCGUGGUGCGCCACCCCAGUGAUGUGAGG